Molecule: messenger RNA, 2409 nt
Organism: Arachis stenosperma
Lineage: Eukaryota; Viridiplantae; Streptophyta; Magnoliopsida; Fabales; Fabaceae
Product: bZIP transcription factor 16-like
Exons: 15
Coding region: 548-1777 (409 amino acids)
Biological process (GO): regulation of DNA-templated transcription
Cellular component (GO): nucleus
Molecular function (GO): sequence-specific DNA binding; DNA-binding transcription factor activity
Source: RefSeq, a predicted model, not a curated record
AGAAUAUUGAAAUAAAAAAAAAAAAACAAUUACGAUGGGCAAGGGAGGAGGUAAUGGGAAUUUCGAAAAUUACACUGCCCAGGAACACCGUACACGACCCCAUAGUUCGUCUCUGUAAACACCAAAACAAACCCUAAUUCGUGAUCUUUCGCAAUUCUUUGUUCCCUUCUCAUCCACCACUAUCUUACGAAGUCAAAAUCACAUCUUUUCUGCAAUUCCCAAAUAUCAGUUACGAUUAGGCAAACAAAUUUCAAAUUUUGCCUUCUACCCCCCACCCCCACACUGUUCUGUCUUGCAUCUCGGUUGGUUGUUUUCCUUUUCAGAUCAGGUUCAGAUUUUUCUUCUGCCCCAGCUUUGGAGGAUCCCUCAGCUUCCCUGAGCGCUGGAUUUUCAGAGAUCUGGUUAUCAUUACUCUGGUUUGUGGAUAACAUAUGCUUCCAUCAACGGUUGGAAUUUGGAUGAUUUGGCAUUUGUUGGGAGGGAAAAUGGAGUAACUGGAUGGUUAAGUGUAAAGUUGUAAACAUUUGUAAGAUAGCGGCAUAAAAUUAUGGGCAGCAGUGAGAUGGAUAAAACACCAAAAGAGAAGGAGUCAAAGACUCCUCCACCUGCUUCACAGGAGCAAUCUUCAGCCACCAGUACCGGAGCCGUUAAUCCCGAAUGGUCCAGUUUUCAGGCAUAUUCUCCUAUACCUCCACAUGGGUUUAUGGCAUCAAGUCCCCAAGCCGCCCCAUAUAUGUGGGGUGUCCAGCAUAUUAUGCCUCCCUACGGCACUCCAACACAUCCCUAUGUUGCAAUGUAUCCCCAUGGUGGCAUAUAUGCUCAUCCAUCCAUGCCUCCGGGAUCUUAUCCUUUUAGCCCUUUUCCCAUGCCUUCUCCAAACGGUAUUGCUGAGGCUUCAGGAAAUACUCCUGGCAGCAUGGAAGCUGAUGGAAAGCCUCCUGAGGUGAAGGAAAAACUGCCAAUCAAAAGAUCAAAAGGAAGUUUGGGCAGUUUGAACAUGAUUACAGGGAAAAAUAAUGAGCCCGGUAAAACAGGGACUUCUGCUAAUGGAAUUCAUUCAAAGAGUGGUGAGAGUGCAAGUGAAGGUAGCAGUGAAGGAAGUGAUGCUAAUUCUCAGAAUGAAUCUCAAUUGAAAUCAGGGGGAAGACAGGAUUCUUAUGAAGAUGAACCAUCUCAAAAUGGCAGUUCGGCGCAUGCUCCUCAAAAUGGGGGGAUUAAUACACCUCAUGCGGUUGUUAAUCAAACCAUGUCUGUCAUACCUAUCACUGCAGCCGGUGUUCCUGGAGCUGUUCCUGGUCCCACAACAAACUUGAAUAUAGGAAUGGAUUAUUGGGGCACACCGACAGCAUCCAACAUUCCUGCUCUUCGUGGAAAGGUUCCGUCUACUGCAGUUGCUGGAGGGAUGGUUGCUGCUGGAUCACGAGAUAGUGUUCAGUCGCAACUUUGGCUACAGGAUGAAAGAGAGCUUAAAAGACAAAGGAGGAAGCAGUCUAACAGGGAAUCUGCUCGAAGAUCCAGAUUGCGCAAGCAGGCUGAGUGUGAUGAGCUAGCUCAGCGUGCUGAGGCUUUGAAAGAAGAAAAUGCUUCUCUGCGGUCAGAAGUUAGUCGGAUCAGAAGUGAGUAUGAGCAGCUAGCCUCUGAGAAUGCAGCUCUCAAGGAGAGACUUGGCGAACUACCUGGGACUGAUGAUCUUAGGUCCAGAACAAUGAAUGAUCAGCCUGCGGCUGAUGACCCUCAACAGAGCGGACAGGCAGAGGCCGUGGAGGGUGGCAAUUAGGAACAAUAUAUACUUGCCGCCACAUGUGGCAUUUGCAGGAAGAUAACCUAACACUAAUAGCCAAGAGCGAGUCCUUGUUUUGGAAUAGCUUGUAGCUCAAAUUGUACUAAAGCUGACCCAUGUUAUAGUCUCUUAGGUUCUGUUUAUGUUAUAUGAUCCCUCAUUCCUAAUUUGGCAAUUUUUUCCUGAAAACUACUUGGUUUGUGUGUAGACUGUAGAGAGUGAAUUCUAUUUAACUUAUCUGCAGCUUAAAAGCUAGUGUUUCGGGUUAAAGUUAUAUGUAGUUGUUAAUGAAACUUAGUCUUGUCCAUCAUAUGACUUGCUGUACAAAAAAUUCAUUGGGGGAAAAGUGAACCGCUCUGAUUCCUGCUCCAUUACCAUAUCUUUUAUAUGGUUCAUUUGUUUGGUGGUGUCAGCAUAGGAAAUGAACUAAUCUGUUAAAACAACUUUUUUGCCGUUGGCUGAUCCUAAAAAUCAUAACAGAUGCAACGUCUCUCUUUGCUUCUGCUACUUCCGUCUUGAUUUUUAUUUGGAUCCUUACCUUUAUGCUGAGAGAGAUUUCCUCAGGAUCUUGCCAUGGAAAAUUCUAGCUGGCCUCUUUGCGCUCUUUUUGUCCGUUGUAUCCAUGAUGG